Ciona intestinalis (vase tunicate) is the source of this 16969-nucleotide messenger RNA. The record is from RefSeq and is a predicted model, not a curated record. Lineage: Eukaryota; Metazoa; Chordata; Ascidiacea; Phlebobranchia; Cionidae.
GUUCAAAUGAUUUUCUGAAUUGCAAAUCUGAUUUUCGGAAUGACAUCUUAUCAAGAUCACCAGUCUUUCAUUCCUACAUCUCCAAAGUUCCCUCCAAUUUCUGCAGAAAACUCUGGAAUUGUUAAUGCAUCUUCGUUUGCCAAACGACAAUCAAGCUCCCAAUGGAUCGGUCCUCUCCGAAAAAAGCUUGAUUACUCAAUAUCCUUCAGUGGUCAGCCCCAUCUGGAAGAUGUAGAUGAAUUGAUAACAGAAAUCAUCCAGGUUAUGAUCAAUGCUUUGCAACCUAACUCAUCCAAACAGACUUGGCUUGAUUUGAACCAUGUACUUGCUGUGAUUCAACCCUACAGUCAUUUUGUUGCAUCUGCCUCCAUAUCACAUUAUGUGGAACGAUUAUUUUUACAUUAUGUCUCCAACAUGGAUAAGUUGUUUGAUAUUCCAAUCCUGGAUUCACUUACCAGCGUGUUUCCUCGAGAUAUUUCAAGAGCGAAAGCAAAGUAUGGAGUGUCACCUGAUGACUGCAGUGCUGCUGUGUUUUACAAAUCAAAACUUCUUUCAAAGUUGGUUGACAAAAGCAAGGCAAUUGAAGAUGCACCCAAGACGAAAGCAGUUACAGAGAGCAAGUUACCUGAUGGGAACAACCCGUAUGCUUUAUUGAGGCAAGGUCAGGAACCGGAAUCUUACUUUAAAGCUAAACCUCUUACUAUAAAAACAUUCAGUCAAAACAUUGGUAAAGUAGCCAUGGAGUCGGCUGCAAAGGAAUCAACAUGGGUGGAUCAUAACAGUUCAACAGUUGCCGCUAUUUCCCUUGAUUUUCCAUCUGCAUUCCAACCACCUACAACACCCGAUAUUGAACCGCAAUAUUUACCAAUACCUCGCACACAAGUUAUUCCCGACACGGCAGAACCUUGUGCAAAAAAAGCCGAAGAAUUUGUCCCAAUAUCUGGCAGACAAGCAGUGGAGUUGUUUCUACAACAUAAACAUUUGCAUAAAGUCAAGUUCAUUUAUCUGAACAAAGCAACGUCCAGACAUUAUAGUCCAUAUAACUUAAUAUCUGUUCCACGAGACCAUGUGGAUAAGGAACAUUUCAUCUUCUCUUCUUUUGGAGUUCUUCACAUUUUACCUAAUGGAACAGAUUCUGAAACCUUCACACUUGCUGAGUGGAAUAAUAAUGCUGUGUUAUGGAAGGCAGUGCAUAGCAUUCCAUUCUUUCAUGACUAUAUUCCAAAGAAGUGCUUUAAAAGAUGGUUCUCGAAUGUCAAGCACAUCCGAUACAUGAGGAUUCGUCGACAAAUCACUUCCUUGCUACUUCACGCUAAUCCGGACUUUGGUUCCGCUCUUCUUCACAUCUUCCGUCUCAUCCAGGAGUUAUCUGAGAUCGACUUGCUUCCUGAUAAACCAAACCAAGUUUGUCAAUAUUCACUCGCAGAAUUUGAAGCUGACGCUCAUAAAUUAAAAGUUGAUGCAGAGAACAUUCUAGAACUUUUCUUUCAAUAUUGCAAGAAAGUGGUGGACACUACAAGACAAGCUUGCUUUGAGAACCUCAAAUAUGCUGAACAGCAAGCAAAACACUCCCAUCCCCUUUAUGUGAAGGAGUCACUUUACAUUCAAAGAAGAAAAAGAGAAGCAAGAGCAAAGAAUCUUGAAAAGGCGAAACAGAUUACCCAACAAGUUCCAUCUUUCAUUGCACUCGCAGACCAAGCCAUAUCUGUGCAUUUAGUUGCAGUUUGUAGGGUUGCGAUUACAAGAUUUGUUGAAAGUGUUUUAUGUAUGACUGAUGUAACUGAAGACCCUGAAGAUAAUGUUUCUGUUACCUCAGAAAGCCAUAUCACUGAAAAAGGCACAAUAAGCUCCAAAGAAACCGAAUCAAUCGGAACAGUGUUUGCUACAAAGUUUGUUUUUAAUCGAGAAACACACGAACUUGAAAUGAACCCUUCAACUGCAAAGUUUAAAUCCGUGAUGAUGUCAUCAAUAUCCAACAUCUUCAACCUUGUAUGUCACGAAGCUCACUCCUUGAGCACAAUCUCGAAGUCCAGCAUCACUUCAAGGAGGCCUGGAUCAGCUCCAGCAUCUAUAGGAUCUUUUUCGGAUGCUGGUUCUUCAGGUAGAUCAACUGUGUCCUCCAUAUCAGUGGACAUGGAGUCAGUACAGAGUAAAGACUCACCAGAUGUUAAAAUAAAACAGAACAAUUCUUCAAAAGAAGUUGAAAAAGAACAAUAUUAUAUGAAUGUGCCCAACACAGCAGGCUUAACUGAACCACACGUGACUCCCAAGCAACAACCUACGAAAGCGGAGGACAAAGAUGGAGUUGGUACACCUGAUCUUCUUCUAUCUUCAGGAGAAGGAGCAAGACUUGGUUUAUCAGUUGGUGGUCAGCGAAUGAUGGGAAACUUCAACCCACUUGAUCACACUAAACUGAAAGAGAAAAUAAUGAAUGACCCAGAGAUUGCUGCAGCCACUUCAAAGCAAGUUAGCUUGGUAGAAUCAGCUCUUCAGGAGGUUGAGGACUUCUGUGAGGAGCACGUGUGGAUCAGGGACAUCAAGAAGUUUACAUCAACGUGGAAUGAACAGGAACUUGCCAAGUUGAAGAAAAAACCUGCGCGAAAAAUUGAAGAACUGCUUAUUCAGGUCAAAGCAUGGAGUGAAAAGGUAAAAAACAUGGAGCGAUCAUUGGUGACAACAAACAGGUUGAUAUACGUUGAUUGUCGCCAACCUUACAAUACCCUCGUACCCGCACUCAACAUUAUAUUCAAAAAGAUAAUACACAUGGCAAUGGCAGAAGCAAAGAGUUUGUCUCAAUCAGUGAGUAGCAAUGCCAAGGAAUCAUUGAAGGUCUUAAGCAACAAAGACACGAACAUGAAAUCCUUUGCAGCUUAUGCAAAGAAAGUAACAGACUCAAUCAAAUCCAAACAAGAAAUGUCCAACAAAGUUACCUACAUCAGAUCUCUGUAUGAAGUGGUAAGGAUGACAUACAGACAACUCACACAGGAAGAGGAGAAAUUGGAUGACAGAGUCAAAUCAACAUGGGAGGCUUUCCUGUUUCAGUUGAAAGAUGCUUCAAACUUUGUCUCCAACCAACAACCGAUAAUCUUGAAGAAAUUACACGAUAUUUUCAAUGCUUAUUCUGAACAAGCAGAGAAAUUUUCUUGCAGUGCAUUUGAAGGAAUUGCAGUGGAUCCCACCACACCACCUGCUAAGGUUAUCAGCCAUCUCAACCUGUGCAUAUCAAACUUUCAUGAAGCAGAAUCAAAAAUGAUUGAACUCAGUCGAUACCAUGAUUCUAUAUGUGGUGAACCUUAUGAUCUUACUCAUAUGAAAACAUGGAGUGAUAAUCUUAACAACAGACUCAGUGUGUGGAAGUUUAUUGAUGUUUACAACUUCACUGUGGCAGAGUGGGGAGCGACUAAUUUUCGUAAGUUCAAUUGUCACACUGCAAUAGAGAAGAUGCAGGAAUGGCAAGUUGUUGCAAACAAUCUCCAAUCCUCCCUUCCACCUAAUGAUGAUGUGCUUGGAAUCUGGCGCCAGAGAGUAACAAACCUUUCGAAAGAACUUCCUCUUCUAAGCCGUCUGUCAAGUGAUGCAAUGAAAACUCGCCACUGGAGGGAAGUAUUCACAGGCAUGGGGGAGUCGUUUCAGUCAUCAGCUUCUUUCACCGUGGAUGACAUCAUAACCUAUAAACCAUCAGAUCAUUCGGACAUUAUUAACAAAAUUUACAAGAAUGCUUCAGCAGAAUAUUCUCUUGACCAGCUGUUGUACAAAGUGAAGCAACAAUGGGAAAAACGACAAUUCCAGCUUGCUAAGCAUAUCUAUGUUAUAAAUAGUAUGGAUACACAUAAUAAUGAAGAAGUAAUAGACACAGGUAAAAUGGAAUCCGCAGGUUUCAAACACAAGGAAAGAAAACUAUCCUUUAAAGAACCUGCAAUGGCAAGGGAAAUUGACAGCGGUACGUACACACUGGUUGGUGUGGAAGAAAUUCUUCGUGAUUUGUCCGAUAGUCAUGUGACUUUACAAGGAAUGCUCCAAUCAAAACACGCCACAGAAAUUCGAAAUGACGCUGAAGUUUGGAGUGAUACACUGCAGCAGAUUGGAGAGAUUGUACAGUUGUGGGUAUCCUGCCAAGACAAGUGGAUGUAUUUGAACAAAGUGUUUUGUGGAGAUCACAAUUUGUUGUCCAGACUUCCACAGAAAGCUGAGAGCUUUAAAUCAAUUGAUGAGCAAUACAGAGAGUUCAUAAAAGCCAUGGUGCAGGACCCAAAAGUUCUCUCUGUGCUGUCAAGGAGACACGGUCAGCAUGGUUGGCGUGAGAUGCAAGGUGAACAUCUUCGUAAACAUUUAAGUUCAUGCAAUAACUCAGCAGAGAAGCUUCUGUAUGAUGUGUCGUCUCUUCUAGAGGAAUUCAGAUCCAAAUUUCCACGGUUAUAUUUCCUCUCUGAUGACGACUGUGUGUGUCUUCUUGGUAUUUCCCGUCAACCACGUGCGUUGUUACCUUACAUACCAAAAUGUUUCCACGGCGCGCAGUCACUUUUGUUCAGCUUACCUGGUCUCCAUGGUGAAGUACCAACUGCUAACGCUUCUGCGCUUGACCUUGAAUUGCAUUCACAUAAGUUACAAGUCACACAUCUGGUUGGAAACUUAAAAGAAAUUUUGAAAAUUGAUGCGAUUCCUGCACAGAGUGAUGCUGUGGUGUGGUUCAAUCUGCUUGAAAAGAAUAUCCAGCGUGCUAUCACCAAACAACUCAAACAAUGUGUUGAAGAAAGACUUUCUCAAGAUUUAGAAAAUGUUUCAAGUGUACUUGAAGAAGUUUACGCAACAGAGAUGAUUAAGAAGGAAAAUUCUUCAAAAGAAUACAGACACUGGCUGUUAAAAUACACAAGUCAAGCGGUUCUUGUGAGCAACUCAAUCUUAUGGUUCCGUGAAUUAUCUCGUUUAUUGAAAUAUGGGAUGAAGAAAGAAGAUUUGGAAACUUUUAAGAAAGAAACAAUCCACAAGUUCAACCAGUUCAGCCAAGUAAUGCAAGAAAAUGGAAUCCACGUCCAAAAAUCUGCUUUACGGUUGCGACUCCAGACUCUCCUGUCAUCCCUUGUGACCCAAACAGCUUAUCACAGAGAUAUUUUAAGAACAUUUGAACUGAGUGAUGUAAGAUCUAUUGACUCGUAUGAGUGGAACAGAUUGAUAAAGCACACAGCAGAUGUGGUUGAUUAUACCAACUCAGACUUAAAGAGAGAGAAAAUAUUGUUUGGUCAUGAUGAAUCUAUACUGAACAGAUCAGCCACAGCAGGGCGAUGUUUCGUAGAAGUCCUUGGGGACAAGGAAGCUUAUGCAUAUGAGUAUCGCGCUAUGACUGGUGUUUUGGGUAAUACAUCUGGUGCAUGUGUUGGAACUGUUAUUACACCAAUUACAGAAAGAUGUAUGUUGAGUCUUAACCUGGCAAUAAGAUCACGUAAAUACGGCGGUCUAUUUGGUGAGACUGCUGUCGGGAAGUCAGUUGUUGUUUCUGAACUUGCGGCAGCUUAUGGUCGUCAAUUCAUCAGCAUUAAUUGCUCACAGUUGUUCGAGAUAAAUAUUUUCAAAAGGUUACUAUGUGGAAUGGUUGAAUCAGGUUCCUGGUUAUGUUUCGAUCACGCUCAAAGACUCACUCCAACCACUCUAUCUAUAUUGAACCAACAUAUAUCUCAUAUACAGGAAGCAUGUACCACUAUUGAACAAUCUACUAACACUCCAUACACUGUACAUGGAUGUGAUGGGAAAACUAAACUAAAGAGAAGCAACUCAGUGACCACACUCCAUGAUUCAUUAAAAGAUGGAACUACAUUGUCAUGGCAACCACAGAUCUCAGAAUCCUUGCUUAAACUAAUAGAGAAGACACGAUUCGAAGAUAGCGAUGCGAAGGAUUAUUUAUCAGAGCAAUCUGAUCCUCGGAGCAUUGGGAGCAUCAUCUUUGAGAACAAACUACUCCGAGUAAAACCGGGAUUUGCCGUCUUCAUGAAUUUCACUACAUCUGCUGGAUCUUUCCCUGAGCUACCAGAUAGUUUACGUCUCAUGUACCGACCUGCUUGCUUGAUUAAACCAGACAUUCAGAAAUUGAUUGAGGUUUGGUUACAAGCUGCGGGAUUUGCUGACUUUAUCAACUUAUCCCACAAACUACACCUCAUGUACCAACUCAUACAAGCUAACUCUGAUCAUAUAAGUUGUCCAAGCAAAGGAUCUGCAAUUGACUUUUCUGCUACUAAGGUUGCAAACAUUGACCUUUCUACAAUGAAGUCCAUCAUCUCCACCGCAUCUCUUAUCAACUGCAGCCUAAAGUCACAUCAGAGGAGCAGAGCGGAGUCAGUGAACGAACCGGAUCUUCUCGGAGCAAGAACACCUUCCGCAACAUCUUCCUCCACAAGCAUAGGAAGGUCCAGCAGAAGAUCAGAGAUGGUUUUAUCGAAUCAUAAUGAAGAGUUGGCUGUCGUGAACGCAAUUUUUAUUAUUUUUAAUCCAAAAUUAGGAAGUGCAUUUGCUGUUUCAAAAUUCAAGGAAAACUUGAGAAAUAUUUUCCCAAUGAGUUCCAGACCUUCAACAGGACAGAAAGAUUUAAAACUCGCUGCUGAAAUAAAACAGCAGAUGAUAACUGAUGGUUUGAAACCAACAAAUGAAUGGAUUAAUAAAAUAUGUGAAUUACACACCAUGAUAAGACUUAACCAGUGUGUGGUUAUGGCUGGUGCUGCUGGUUCUGGUAAAACAACCAUGUACAGGAUUCUGUCCAAAGCACUCAAUGUAUUAUGCACACACCAGUUGGAAAAAGCAGAUAAUUUAAAUGAUGGAGUGAGAGAUGGUGCAACCACUGAUGCUACUAUGACAAGUUCUGGAAAUUUACUGGAGAAACAAGAAAGAGCUUAUUCUACAACGAGCGUAACUUCAUUCUCUGAUGUAUUCACUGCUCACGGUGAAACUUCACAUAAUUUGCUCAACUUGAAGGAUGAAUAUUCAAGAGUAGACGUUACAGUAUUGUUCCCUAAUGCUUCAAAAAUAUCUGACUUGUUCGGGUAUUUUGAUACCGAUGCCAAUGUUUGGAAGCAAGGUCUUAUAGUGAAAAUGUUGAAGGAUUGCACUAUAAUUCACAAAGAGAAUAAAAAGAACGCAGGAAAAGAGAAAAAGGAAGAAGGUUUGCAACCUUCUGCUGGGGCUGAGAAAGAUGAAAAAGAUGCAAAAAUUAAAUUUCCAAAGUUACAGAAAUGGAUUGUGUUUGAUGGAUCUAUCAACUCAAACUGGACGGAUAGUCUCAACUGUUUAUUGGAUGAUAACCAUCGUGUUCAUAUGAGUAAUAUGGAAAGUCUUACUCUACCUAAAACAACAAGUGUUUUAUUUGAAUGUGCAGAUAUAUCAUCUGCAUCACCAGCUGUGCUAUCUAGAUGUUCAAUAUUGCAUUGCACUGUUGUUGAUAACUGGAGAAAUAUUGCAUCAUCUUGGUUGGAAAAUGCAUACAAUCUAUAUGCUGUCACAAGACACACAGUUAAAGUAUGGAAUGAACUCAUUGAAGAUCUUGUCCCAACCAUUCUCAAGUUUCUUGAACAAAGAAAUGGAAGUGUGCUUACUGCUGGGUUGGACAACGCACAGAGGGGCAAACACGCAAGAGCAUCAGGCAUCCAUGAAAUAACUUCCUUCUUCUCCAUUCUCUCAUCCUGUCUCGACUCUCACUCCAUGAGAAGAUAUCUUCUUGCACAAAACAAUGACAAUGAUGAUGUCACAAUGAACAGAAAAUCGAGUUCGGCGAAUACUAAGGAUGAGACUCAGUCAACCGUGACAAGAGGAAGUGUCCGGUCACGCUUGGAUGAAGUUGUUCCCGACACAAAUCACCAAAUAUCUAUUAAUUUAUUCGGAUUUGCGUUCGUUUGGUCAUUUGGGGGACAUCUUACGGAAAACGAGAUGCAAAAUUUUGAUCUUUUUAUGAGAGAUGCAAUCAGGAAAUCAAGACAUGACUUGGAAUUCCCCCCAUACGAUACUGUGUUCGAUUAUUUUGUGGAUGAAGAAUUUGGUCGGUUCAGUUUAUGGGAAGAUAAGAUUGACCUGAGAUCACGAGUUGUUUUGCAGAAUGGUUCAUCUUAUAUACCAGUGCAUCAGAUGGAGAGGUACGCUUACUUCUCCUCCAUCCUCCUUAACUCCCAGAAGUCCUUGCUUCUCGUCGGUGAUCCUGGAUGCGGGAAGUCAAGUCUCGUGAAAAGUUUGAUGAAACCAGAGAUGGACUUGGUGCAAAUCUCCAUGUCACCUGGUUUGACUGCCGCUCACUUCCAGAGGCUUAUCGAAACCAGAGCCUCACCAACAUUGAAACAACAUAACCUUGGCUUAAUGGCGCACCCUAGUGCUGUGAUGGCAUCACGCACCAUCGAACACCACCAUACCAUAUUUUUCCUCGACGAUUUAUCAUGCACGGGUUCUGUAGUAGAUGACGCCACCAACCAACCUUCUGUGCAACCAACCCUGGAAUUGUUUAGACAGAUCCUUUGCAUCAACGGAGUAUAUGAGCACGACCGACUACUUUUUAAAUCACUAGAUCGUGACAUUGCAUUCAUAAGCACUGCUCAAACACCUGGGGUACCGGGUUCAGGGUCCGGGCAAGUAAGACAAGCUCUGCUUCCAAGUCUUACAAGAAACCUGGUGGUUUUGAAUUUUCUUAAUCCCACUAAAGAGACAAUACUAAGCAUAUACCAUGAUGCAGUUCAAUCCUGGCUUGAAGAGUUUCCAGCAUACUCGCUUGUUCGUCAUUAUGAUCUAUCACAGGCCAUCAUUGCUGGAGCGUUUGAUCUUUACUCGACCAUCAGAUCCCAUUUGAAACCAUCACCAUGGCAACCUCACUAUAUCUUCUCACUACAUGAUAUUUCACACAUCAUGCAGGGAUUAUUCCUGAUGACUCCAAGAGCUCGAGGUCGUCCGAUCCCACUCCGGAGGAGAGGAGGAGCUAAUCAGAUGAAAAGGCCACGAGCAGGAAGACAAAUAGGAAGAUACAGAUCCAAUGCUGCAUGGGGAGGAGAAGCAAACACAAGUGGAGUGCCAGCCAUGAUGAGAACCAUAGUAAGGUUAUGGUUGCAUGAAUGUAGUCGAGUGUUUUACGAUCGUUUGAUUGAUGACCACGACCGACAUUGGAUGACAAGAUCUUUGUUUGAUGUGAUGAAGAAACACUUCUGCACUGGCAAAGACGAGCGUCCCUCCUCUCCAGCUGUUGAAAAAGUUCGCAUCAUAAAAACACCAGUACCAUCUGCUGGUUCAACACCAGUAGCUGGUUAUUCAUCUGGUUCAAGUUCAACUGACUACAUACAAUCUUCUAUGGGAGAGGAAAGUGAUAACUUGCAGCGUGUAGAAUCAGAUGGAAUAGAAUCAGCACAAGACAACUCACUUGAAAUUAUAGACGAUGACACUGUUAGUGCUGAUAGUGCUGUUAGUAAUCCAAUUACCGAUGAAUAUAUGGAUAGUAAUAAUCAGAACAUGGCAGCCAUCAGUGACGAGUCAGUUUCUGAAUCUUUCCAACAAUUCAAAUCCAGAACUUCAGGUUCUGUGGCAACAACUAUCAGCAAGUCAAGCACUUCAACAGCCACACAUGUGAAGAUACCUUCAAUGUCUUCAAUGAAUGAAGAUAUGAGUGAAACGACUACCCCCACACAUGCUGAUGAAUAUGCAUCUCAUGCUAACACUGUGGUCACUGAAGAUGACGACACAAGAUCUGCUGUUACUGGAUAUACCACUGAACUCGAAUCUGUAUUUGAAAGUGGAACAGCAUCAAACCAAUCAAGUACAAGUGAAACAGGAGUGACAUCCUCCACAGCUACUAAAAGUGAGAAGGAAGUUGCUUACACAAAUCAAUUUGCUGGAACCAACAUUCAUCCAUCCUCUGGAGCUAAAGAUCAAGAGAUCACAUUUGAAAAACCUGAUCUCUCUCCUCAAGGAAGACCAAGUCGUCCAGGAGGAGCAAAACUUGGAGUAACGUUUAUGCCGGGAUUAAUAGACGAUGCAGAUGUUGCUGCCAACUUGUCAGGUCCUCUCAUUUCAGUGGAGCAGGUUCUCCAACCAAACGAAGAAUCCACUUCAGUUCUUUUCAGCAGAGGAAUUCUGUCCAGUGCUUUGGGUCAAAGUACAACUGCAGAUGGAUAUGUGGAAAGCACGGAACCUCAGUUGGCUGAAGCUCUUUCACUUUGUCUUGAUGCUUAUAAUAAUGAUUCUUCAAAACAGAACAUGGAUUUGGUCUUCUUCGGUCAAGCGGUGCGUCACGCUGCACGAUUAGCACGAUCAAUGUCAUUAAAGCACGGUGGUCAUGCUCUGCUGCUUUCCACAUCCCGAUUUGCGGGAAGGAAAUCACUGACGCGUCUCAUUGCUCAUCUUACUGGAUCAAAACUUUUCAUGACUGAAAAAUCACAAUGGAAAAGUUUGAAUCGAAAAACUUAUCUAAGACAGUUGCUGAAAGAUGCAAGUUUUGAGGCAGGUGUACGCGACAAACCUGUUAUUCUAAUGUUAGAUGAACCUUUCUCUGCGAACCCUCAAUCGCUUGAUGAUAUAUGUGCUCUUGUGCAAAACGGUCAGUGCCCUGCUUUAUACACACACACAGAGCUGGCGAAAAUUGCAGCAGAAUUUGCGCAAGGCUCCAGUGUUGUGACCGCCACGUCUGAAUCAACUUCUGGUGGAAAGAAAACAGCUCUUGAAAAACUUGACCAGAAUCUAGAAACGUAUUUUUCACGGGUGCUUACCAAUCUACAUGUGGUGGUGCUUGCCUCUUUCCCAAAAAAUGAUGGUCUCCAUGAAGAUUUGUCUCGAUAUAAACCAAAUUCAUUGUUUGGAAACAAUAAUAAACUUCAUUCUUUUCAUCAACUGCUCAAAAGGUGUCCAGAUAUUUUACAUCACUUUUCAAGUGUUGAUUUAUUUCGUGAAUGGAAUCACGAAUCAUGGCAGACGGUCGCUCAUCAUUUCUUACAGAAAAUCUCAUCACGUGAUGACAUGAAACAUGAGAGCGAGUGGCUGCCAUGGUCAUCCAUGUCAUCAAUAGAGCAUCAACUAACCAAUCUCAGUCAUCUUAUGUCGUUUCUGCAUAAAGAUUCACUUUCAAGAGCUAAAGCAUCCCUUCUCCAUGGAGCAGAAGAUAUAUUGAACCCAAUAACAUUCAAACAGAUGAUAAACAUGUUUGAAAGCAUUGCUCGUAUGAUACGAAAACAAGAGAUACAAGUUAUUAACAGAUAUGAAAAAGCUCUGAGAAAGGUCAAUCAAGCGGAUGAUUCUCUUCUUCAAUCCAAGGACUCUCGAGAGCAGCUCCUCCCGAAGUUGGAGUUUGCCCGGGAGCACGAAAGAUCCUGGAAGAAACACGUUGAGGAUGAGAGACAGGAGUACACGGAGGCGAGACAAAGAUGUUCAAUUGAGGAAGACAAUAUUGCGAUGUUGGAAGCUGAGUUGGAACAAUUGAGAAGAGACUCACAAGCUGCAUUUGAUAAGGUGAACCCAAUGCAUUUCUCAGCUGUUGAAAUUCUCUCGUCACUUAACGAAGGAAGUUUUGACGAGAUCAAACGUUACACCAAACCACCAGAUAGCGCUGUUGUAGUAGUGACUUGUUUGUGCCACAUGUUCAAUGUCGAGCCAGCGAACUGGGAAAACGGAAAAGCUCUUAUUAACAAAGACAAAUUCUUCAGAGGACUUGAGUUUUAUGAAAAAGAUAAAAUUCCUGAAAAUAUUUUCCAAAAAAUUCGUUCAUAUGUUCGGUCACCUGAGUUUAAGCCAGAGUACAUCGCAAAGGGAAGUAAAGCUGCAGAAUCACUCUGUAGAUGGGUUCACACAAUUUACAAUUAUUCAAAAACUCUGAGAGCUUUACAACCAAAACUUGCAGCUCAACGAAGAGCUGAAGCAAAAUUGUUUUCUGCUCAAGCUACACUUGGCUCAAAACGUGUCAGGUGUAACCAGAUUAAAGAAGAAUUAGAUUCAAAGAUUCAGAUGCACAAGAACGCAAGUCAUGCCGUAAAGCAAUUUGAACGGGAACUUAAAAAUCUGGAUAAUCAAAUUGAAAAAGCUGAAGUUCUGAUGGCCAACAUGCAAGAACAUGUGGAUAGAUGGAAGAAAGAGAGAGAUUGUUCAAUAUCUAGGUUAGAAUCAGCAAUAGGGGAUGCCUCGCUCACUGCAGCUUGUGUUGCUUACCAUGGUGUAUUACGAAGUGAUCAGAGAGAAAACUCUUUGUUAAGUUGGAUCUACACAUGUAAAAAUGGAUAUAUUGAUCGUGAAAGUAAAUUGCUUGAAAUUCCAACCAAACCCAACAAGUCAACAGAACAAGCUGUUAGUUCCGAACCAUCAUCAGUUUACAGCAAAUCAGAAUCGGAAUCAAUAUGGAGUGAUGACGAUUUUGCAACUUCAUCUGAAAACCUGAGCAGUUCUUCUAAACCUACCCUACUUAAGAUCCGGGAUGACUUUUCCCUCUUUGGCAUCCUCUCAACAUCCGGAGAGCAACGAGGAUGGCACAGGUCCGGUGUUCCUCGUGAUGCGAGAUCUCGUAGCGACAUCCUCCGCAUUCAUGCUCUCAAUCUUCAUCAGAAAUCCUCCUGGUGUUUGUUCUAUGAUCCUGAUCAUCAAGCGGAGACGAGGAUCAACUGCAUUCUACAUCGAUUAAAAUCGGAUAUAGAGAAUAUGGAAGAAGAAGUAAAUCCAUCCGUUGAUCAAUCACGAGUAUCAACAGCAGCAUCAAGCUUGGCUGAGAGUCUUGGGAUCAUAGAAGAUGCGGGAGCAACAUCUUCAUCCUCUUAUCAUAGUGAUACUGCAAGUCCAACUGAAACUGAGAUAACCACAAGCGUGAGCAUGGCUGGUGAUUCCCAACCUGAUCUCCCGGACUCUCGUGCAUCGACUGAAGCUUUAAAAUCACGACUCGUGCGUUUUGCUGACGAGCCAAGUGAUGUUAAUGAUGAGUCAUCCGAAACAGGAGUCGCUCCUAAAGAUGAAGAUGCAAGGGAGAUGGAAGAAGAUCAACUUAUAGAAGUCCAGAAACAAGCGACCCCACCCCCUCUGUCCUUGGAUGAGUUGUGGGUUUGCAGAUCAACUGAUCCUAAUCUUCCCAAUCUCCUCGUGAGCGCCAUGUAUCACGGAGCACACCUCCUCAUCACUUACACUGAGCUCCGAUCCCUCCCAUCCCGUGCUCUCAACAUCCAGAGGAGCGAGAUCAACCCUCGCUUUCGUCUCUACUUGAGUCUGAGCAUCUCCAUCACUCAUGGGAUGCGGGAGUCUCCUGGGAUGUUCCUCCUUCCUCCUGCAUUCUACGCUGUCACGGACUUGUCACUGUCGAGCGAUGGAUUGGAGGAGAAGUUGGAGCAUAUUGUCCUCGCACAGGAGCGGCCGGAGUUCGAAGCACAAAGAAGAUUAAUGGAAGCUGACAUCUUCCACUUGGAGGAGCUAUAUGAGCAGCUGCACGACAAUCUUCUUAUGAAGAUAGCUGAGAUUGAAGGCCCUGUAUUACAUGAUCCUACUGUGUUGAAAGCCAUUCAAAUCUGUAAAAGAGAUGCUACAACUACAAUUAAUAGCUUGCAUGAAACUAAAAUAAUGGAACAAAAUCUAUUGCAGAAAAAAAUUGAGUUGAUUGAAGUGUCCACACACGGUCGGAUGUUGUUUGAUGUCCUUGAGCGAGUCUCGGUGCUUCGCCCUCCUCUAUACAAAUUCCCUGCAUCUCAUUUCAUCCGAUUUUACGAAGAAUGUUUAAAAUCUCGCGUUCGUGGCAAAAGCAGUGGUGGGGCGGCUACUUCUGGUGGAAGUGUGGGAGUUUUGCUUAAGUCAAGAGUUGUAGAACUAAAGCAAGGGCUGACGGACAAUUUGUUAAAAUUAGUUGAGAAGGAAAUGUUUGUUGAAGAUUCUCAGACUCUGUGUACGUUGUUAUCACUGGAGCAACUUAUUAAGGAUAAGAAAAUGACAAGAGAUGAGAUGGUGGACCUUGUUGGUGCUACCAGUAUUGUGGGUGAGAAACCCACAGAAUCCUCUCACGACCUCACCCACCUUCACAAACCUACAUGGUUGGAUUACUCAGGUUGGGAAGAUGUGUUGAGACUUGAGAUGUCACACCAAGCAUUCCUUGGCCUCGCUGACUCUAUGUCAACAAAACCAAAGCGUUGGAAGGAAUAUCUCACUUCACCACCUGUGUUGUUGGGCAGGGUGCCAUGCAACAAGCUACACAGGUUAUCACUUGGUCAAAAAGCACUACUAUGGAAAACCCUGGUCCCUGAUGUGCUAAGUAAAGUGAUAUCCGAUUUGAAUACGAGCGUGCUUGGUGGAGUAACAACCAAACCAAAUACUUUCUACUUAUCAAGUGUCUUACCCAGCCUUGCACAUAAUAAACCAUGUGUUUUUGUUUUACCUCAAGCUCCAAAAGACACCUGUUUCAUUCCUUCUAUUGAAGUGAAAGCACUCGCUCAAAAGAAAAAAAUCACUUUUCUACAAAGGUCUGCAAGUUUUGAAAAUGAUCUUGGAGGCUUACUUGAACGAUGCAUGGUGCACGGGCAUUGGUUGAUGCUGGAGAACUGUCACCUGGAGCAAAAGUGGCCAGCCAAGUUUUUGAGGAUUCUUUCCACAGUAGCAGAUGCUGAUGCUUACUCAGAUGCAGAAUAUCGAUUGAAGAUGCCGCAUAUCACAGUUGUGAGACAGGAUGAAGUUACUAUGAGAUCCGUUGCCACUUUAACUGAUGAAGAUGGCCAAGGGAGGAGUCGCGGUUCUGAAAUCACAGAGGAAGAAGUGAUCAUGAGGAGUAACAUCCUCUGCCAUGAUCAAUUCAGGUUAUGGAUGGUUUACAGAGACACUUCAGAUCUUGAGAGAAAUUUCCCUGGGGUUUUACUGAGCAACGCAAAAUUCGUCACGCUUGAAAUUCCAACUGAAAACAGGGAUUUGGUGAAGAAAACACACCAGCGUAUUGUGGCUGCUGCUGAGGGCAUUCAACAUCCAAAGCAAGCUGCUGUUCAAAACAUUGGGCCAAGUUACUGGAAUCGAAUUGCGUUGCCGUAUAACUUAACAGCAGCCAUGACGAAAGAAAUCAGUUCAAUCGAAGUCAAAAAUAAGGUGAUGGUGCAGCUAGCUGUUUUACACAGUAUCUUGCUGCAGAGAUCCAUGUACAAUAAAAUGGAUUCAGUUUCAAUGUGGACAGAUGGAGAGUUAGAAAGUUCAGCAAGACUUUUAAUGAUGGAUCACGAUAAAACUGCAAGAAGUUUAUCCAAGUGGAUGAUGACUGGACAUAUUUUCGAACAAAGAGAAUUUGACAUCGUGCGAACCAUCGCAAACGAAUAUAUGAAUCAUCAAACUGAUAAAAUAAAACAUAGAAACCUUAAGUCGAUUCUGGGUAAACUUUCACAGCUAGGUGGAGGUGUUGAGCAAUGCUUCGAAGUUCUUUUGCAGAAACCAAACUUUCAAGACCUGGGUCUCCACCCAGCUGCAGAAACGAUGACAACUUUAUAUAACAGCAGGAGAAUCAGCCAUGACUUAGAGUUUGUUGUUUCAACUGAACUGAUAAGGAAAGGCAGAAGUGUAAAGGCGGACCAACCAUCCAUGUUACCUUACUUUGCUGUUCAUAUAAAAAGAACAUUAGACAAUUACAUGCAGCAGAUACAAGAAACGCGAGUUCCUGAUACAAACAACAGCAUUAUGUCGGCACCAAUGAUGGAUUUUUUCUCAGCGGAGGUCCAGAGGAUUCACUCAGCUAUUUAUAUAAUUAGAACAGACCUAAAUCUCUGUUUAAGUAUGCUGAGAGGUGACUUAGAGUCGAGUUCACAGCUAUUAGCAUUGACAGAGGAUAUAGCUGUUGACAGACUUCCACGCUCGUGGCUGAAAAAACAUCACUCUCUUUUUAAAUUCCACUCGAACCAAUCUCUUUCAAUGUUUAUAAAACACCUUGAUAAACGUGCAGAGUUGUUGGGGAAAUAUAUAAACCACGCUGUCAGCUCUGCUACCAAUAUUAAAGUACCUGUCCCAUCAUCGAGUGUAAUAAAAGACCAUGAAUCUGCCAGCAGCAGAUGUUCAUCAGCAACCCAAACAUUGUUUGCAUACAACUUGGCAGCUUUUACACGACCAGAUCUAUUUCUACAGAGUUUGCUUUUCUCCACUGCAAGGGCAAAGUUUCAGGAUUCACACAAAUGCACAUUUUCCAAAGAAUUCAUCUUUACCACAACUGUACUGAUACCUGUGGAUGGGAAGUUACAAACACCUGGAGAUUUUGAAACAGUUUUCAUUGAAGGGCUUUACUUACACAAGGCAAUGUACAACAAAAAGACGGGCAUUUUGCAAGAAAGCAAAAUGCUCCGUAAAUACAAAAUGCCUUUGCUAAAACUCACGGCUGAAAAAAAAUCAAUCCAUAGAAGGUCUAAGAUACUAGAUCAAGAAGAACAAGUCAAAUAUGAUUGUCCAAUUUGGAUAAAUGAAGAAGAGAACCCAAGAAUGUGUUCAGCACAAGAUGUGCUUACAUUUGUUCAGAUUCCAACAGACCAAGACCCUGAGCAGUGUUUAACCAAUGGCGUUUCCAUUUGUUGCAGCCUUACUAAGGAGUAAUUAUUCUAAUUUCAAACCCUUUUCAAUUUAAGCACUGUUGAAGUAGCUCUAUGCAACUUGCAUAUGUAAAUGAUACUAAAACUUUUUUUUUACCUUUUGUGCCAAUGUAGUUGCCUGUGUCAAGUUAAAAAAGUUUCACUGUGUAAUCUUAAGUGUGUGCUGUGUUUUAAAUGUACCAGUGUUGGUGUAAAAGUUCAUUUUGUAUUAUAGCUGUAAUUGGCAUUUUAGAUAACUGUUUAAUAAUUAUAAAACUUUUUUUUUACCUUUUGUGCCAAUGUAGUUGCCUGUGUCAAGUUAAAAAAGUUUCACUGUGUAAUCUUAAGUGUGUGCUGUGUUUUAAAUGUACCAGUGUUGGUGUAAAAGUUCAUUUUGUAUUAUAGCUGUAAUUGGCAUUUUAGAUAACUGUUUAAUAAUUAUAAUUUAGUUUCUAUAAUACACCAAUUAUAUCUGUACGAGAAAAAAA